AUGCUGGUCACAACUGCCUGGGCGGCACCCACUAAGACCAUCAUGGAACGCGCAACACAUACGGGGAGAGGGGUAUGGUACCUGCCGGGGGGGACACCUGGAAUCCCCAGCGGUACCCCUGGAACGUGUGGAUACACGAAUACCAACCAGGAUUUGGUGGUUGGACUCAGUCCUCAACUCUUCCCGGAAGACGAUUUUUGUGGUCGAACGGUGGUCAUUACCAACACCAAUAACAAUUUCACGGCUACGGCUCAAGUGGUAAAUGAAUGUACGACAUUUUUAUGUCCGUCAACCGAUGAUAUCGAGAUGAGCACCACGUUAUUCACGACGCUGGGUGGAUAUUUGAUUUUUGGGACUUUCCCUGUUAUUUGGAAUUUUGAGUAG
Molecule: messenger RNA, 384 nt
Organism: Tremella mesenterica DSM 1558
Lineage: Eukaryota; Fungi; Basidiomycota; Tremellomycetes; Tremellales; Tremellaceae
Exons: 2
Coding region: 1-384 (127 amino acids)
Source: RefSeq, a predicted model, not a curated record